UUUGAUCAGUGUUGGCAGUCAACUCGGAUCCAUGACAAAUACAACUUACAUGUGAAAACAAAAAUGAUCCCAUUUUUCGUCCAGAAAGAAUUAGUUUUUUACGUGUAAUAUCAUACUUUUCUAGUGGAAUGUUUUAUACUCGUACCUGUACCCCUGUGCUUUAGAAGUUAGACUAGCUGAACAUGUCUCGAAAACCGCUAUCGCUCUCAUCAACGCAAUCAAAAAAUGACCCCAAGAAACAAACCAGCCUGAUGGCAUUCAUCGCCAAAAAAGAGCAACCGAAUAUCGAAAGCGAUGAAAAUUCUAUCCUAAAGAACGAAUCUGGAUAUACAGGAGGUUUAGACGACGAAGCUAAACUGCGAUCCCCUAGCAUAUUCAAACCAAAGUUCCCGAAGGCAAAACAAUCAUCCGCUAUUGAAAUAGUUUCCAGCGACUCUGAUACAUCGCCUAUCAAACCAAAAAGCAAGGCGUCUCGUAGUAUAAAAGAUGAAUAUCCCAACAAAACGAAAUCGAUGGAUGAAUUCGAUCUCAUGGUGUCAGGAUAUUGCAAAAAGGCCUCUGCCAUUUCUAUGAAUUUGGAGUUAGAUCUGGAAAGCGACAGUCAAUAUCUGAAGGCUACGAAAAAAUUGCAGGAAAACCUGGCUAAAAUCAGCCCGACAAAAAGUGCUGCAACGAGCAAAAUUGGGAAAUUUCAGUAUAAAGUUCCCAAGGCUACAUCUAUGCUGGCAGCAUUGGACGUGCCCCUGAAGGAACCGAUUAAUCUAAAUUUAACGCCCAACAUCAACACCGACGAUGAUCCUUUCGAGACUAAGUAUGAAAAACCUUCCAGUUCAACGCCAAUUCUUGUGACAAACACGCAUAAGAGAUCGACGAAAGAUACGAAAGGAGAACAGUCUAUCUUUCGAACAUCUUCACCUGCGCCCAGUGAUAUUAAUGGCCCAACAAAAACUACACUGGAUGAACAUAAUCGUUCAAACAAUCAGCACAUCUCGCCUAUUAGCAAGACAUCAAUUAAACCGAUCAGUACAAGUACCUUUAAAUCAAAUCCUGCUAAUGUGGAACGCCCUGAAAAGAAGAAACCGAAGGUCACUUUCGACCCAGAUUUAGAUGAUUACAUGGUGGAUGUGUUGAACAGUCCAUGUUUUAAAACAAAUGGGCUAUCGCAGCCAUCCCUCAAGGAGAAUUGCACCUCACUGAAAGAAAUUCAAAACUCACUGCUAGAAAAGUACUACGACAUAUUCAGCCAACUUCCCGUUGAAUUCUUCAGUUCAAUAGAUGGAUUCCGCUUGGAUGCUUACAGUAAGCUCAAGUCACUAAUAGAAAAUGUGAAAAGCAAGAUAAAAGUGAAUGAAAAGGCGUUGAAAAACGUGACAACCAGUAGCACAAUAGGCUCACGGAAAAGUUGUCUGGAAACGACCACGGCAAGCAAUGGUGUCAGCGACACCAGAUUCAAAGCAAACCAGAUAAGCAGGGAUAUCUCUAACUCGUCAUUUUUCGAUGAACCUGAGCGAGACUGUGUGGAUAGUACCCUUCCGCCUGUUCCAUCUUUAUCAACACCAUCGCAGUCUAGUGCCUUCGUGUUCAAGAAACCAAUGUUUGGAACUAUGCCUGGAACAUCCGCGACAGCGGCAGCAGAGACCAUCAAUCCAUCUCAGGAAAACGAAGAUGACGAUAUUGAAUCCAUUCUGAACAAUAUUCAAGAAGCGGAGCUCAUUGAUAGAGGACGUGCCAAUCAGACCAACUUGAGCUCAAUAGAUUUGAUCACCCCUGAAAGCUCGUUCCGUCGACCGGAACCACGUGUUACAUUCAGUGCUCAUGAAACAUCGUUACGUAACACUCAGUUCAUCGAAAACGUUGAAACGCAAAUUGAUGAUGACGGUUGGCAGGUAUACGAUGCCUCACAAUUCGAAGACAAUAACGACAUUAUCAGCAUAGCAGAUGUGUCUGAAGCUUUCCCUAGCACAUCGAAUAAUCAACGUUACAGCACGAAUAAUGAUCAAUCUCUUUACCGAAGUGUGGACGCUGUUGGUAGUAGUCAGGCAUCGAAUGCUUCCAGCAAUCUCCCAAAAUCUCAAAACUCGCUAGGAAACUUCCACUCUGGUGUACACAACGAUGGAUUGACAGGAGUUUUCGAUGGAAUGAACUAUCCUCACUCGCAAGAAAUGGCCGAACUGUUUCGCACUAAAUUUGGUCUGCAAUCUUUCCGCCCUAACCAGUUGCAGGUAAUCAAUGCCACCCUUUUGGGUAACGAUUGCUUCGUGCUGAUGCCUACAGGUGGAGGUAAAUCUUUGUGCUACCAACUGCCAGCUUUGCUCACAAAUGGGGUCACAAUAGUGGUCAGUCCACUGAAAUCACUGAUCCUCGAUCAAGUCAACAAACUUAGCUCGUUGGACAUCGAGGCUGCACAUUUAUCGGGCAAUAUAAGCUAUGCAGAGGAACAAAGAAUUUACUAUGAUCUGCAAAGUCCGAGACCAAAGAUGAAGUUGUUAUACGUUACCCCGGAAAAGAUCUCAUCUUCUGGUAGAUUCCAAAAUGUGCUUUCGGGUUUACACGCAAUGAAACAGCUGGCAAGAUUUGUGAUAGAUGAAGCGCAUUGCGUGUCGGCUUGGGGGCAUGAUUUUCGGCCGGAUUAUAAAAAGCUUUCGGUGCUAAGAGAGCAGUUCCCUUCGAUUCCCAUCAUGGCAUUAACGGCCACUGCCAAUCCUCGAGUCCGAGUUGACGUUAUUAAACAGCUUAGGUUGAAGUCGGACACCAAAUGGUUCCUAUGCAGUUUUAAUCGACCUAACCUGAAGUAUAUCGUACGUCCAAAGCAGGGCGUCGCAACUAAACAGGAAAUCAUCGAUCUGAUUAAGAAAAAGUACCCACGUGCUUCUGGUAUCGUCUAUUGCUUAGCGAAGAAGGAUUGCGAUCAGCUUGCGGCGGAGAUGAAGUCCGCUGGUAUAUCUGCUAAAAGCUAUCAUGCUGGACUAUCAGAUUCCCAGAGAGAAUCAACACAGAAAGAUUGGAUCGCAGAUAAGACCAAGGUGGUGUGUGCAACAAUAGCUUUCGGAAUGGGCAUAGACAAGCCAGACGUGCGCUACGUUAUUCAUCAUUCGAUUCCGAAGAGCAUUGAAGGAUACUACCAGGAAGCCGGUAGAGCCGGUCGAGAUGGCGACUUUUCUACUUGUAUAUUGUACUACAAUUACUCGGACAUGCUGCGGUUCAGAAAGAUGAUGGAUUUCGACAGCUCGAUUCCCUUUGAAGCGAAAAAAGUUCACGUGAACAAUUUAUUCCGCAUGGUCGACUACUGUGAGAAUGUAACGGAUUGUCGACGAUCACAACAGUUGAAUUACUUUGCCGAACAUUUUACGCGAGAGCAAUGCUUGGAAAAUCGAGCGACUGCCUGCGAUAAUUGUCUGAUGCAAGGUGAAUACAAAACUAUGGACGUUACAGAUGAUUGCAUUGCAGUAGCAAAAAGCGUACGAGAUUUGUGUUCUGGCAGAAAUCGUUUUACACUUUUGCACCUGGUAGAAAUUUUCAAAGGAAGUGAACAAAAGAAGAUUAUCGAAAACAAUCACCACAAGACCCCGUAUCAUGGACGUCUAAAAGCGUGGGACCGUAUCGAUAUUCAGAGAUUGAUGCAUAAACUGGUCAUUGAAGAUUACCUCAAAGAGGAUUUGAUUUUCAGUAACGAUAUUCCCCAAGCAUACAUCAAAAUCGGAACUAAAAUCGAGAAGCUCAUGAAUCGUGAAGUGCGUGUUAACUUCUCCGUGAAGACGAAUAAGGCUGGUAAAAAGAAUCUGCAAGUUGAUGUUGGUGUUGAACAGAAACUAGAUAGCCAGAGCGCAACACAGCUCAAGGAACUGCAGGAACGUUGUUACAAUAAUUUACUGGAUACUUGUAGAAAACUUGCAGCAGAUUUGAACGUGACGCUUGCGUCGGUAAUGAACAUGCAAGCCCUCAAGGCUAUGGCACAGCGUUUGCCGGAGACAGAAGCAGAAAUGUUGGCUUUGCCUCAUGUUACAAAGGCCAACUUUGAAAAGUAUGGCAAACAUUUACUCGAUAUCACUCAAAACUUUGCCGCUGAAAAGAUAGUCCUCAUGCUCGACGCCGCCGAAGCAGCUGCUGAUAAUGGCGAAGACGACAGCGAGGGUAGUAGCGAUGAGGACGGCACGGAUUGGGCACGACUUGCAAAUGAAGCGAGUAGUUCGGGUGCAAGCGGUGUGAAACGCAGACGAAGCUGGGGUUCCGCCAAACGUGGAGCAAAGAGGUACAGGAAAGGCAGGACGAAAUCUAGAGCACGUACAAAAACCACCAGCACACGUGGCGGAGGCGUCAGGAAAACUGUGGCGAAAUCGGCAUCGCGUGGUGGUCGAUCGGGCGGUUCAAGCUUUGGAUUGCUACCACUUCUGGGAAAUCGGUAGUACUAUGUUUUACACCCAAAGUCCACACAUGUUUUCUUUUUUAAUCAAAAUAAACAUAAAACAACAAUGUUGGCGUUUUAUUUGUACACAAGGAUGUCUAAUACCUGGUAAACCUGGAAUUCUCAUGAAAUUUCUGCUACACUCAAGAAAAUUAUUACUUACAUAGCAGAAUACGAUAGAAUAUGUCGUUUUUGUGACACAAAAUCUCCCUAAUAAAAAAAAUAUUAGGCUGCGCUAUUAAAAAGCUAGUUGACUGGCCUGUUUAGUUCUUUGGAAGUAUUUUUUUAUCUAGCAGAAACCAAGUUUUUGACAAGGAAGCAGAAAUUAUCCUUUAAUUAAUUAA
Messenger RNA from Aedes aegypti (yellow fever mosquito), 4746 nucleotides. RefSeq names its product Bloom syndrome protein homolog. The coding region runs from base 183 to 4403 and encodes 1406 amino acids. The transcript has 5 exons. Gene Ontology annotation, molecular function: four-way junction helicase activity; ATP binding; 3'-5' DNA helicase activity. NCBI's taxonomy places the organism in Eukaryota, Metazoa, Arthropoda, Insecta, Diptera, Culicidae. Gene Ontology annotation, biological process: double-strand break repair via homologous recombination; DNA replication. Gene Ontology annotation, cellular component: cytoplasm; nucleus; chromosome. The record is from RefSeq and is a predicted model, not a curated record.